GUCUUUCAAAACUUGCUUCGAGUUGUGGACAGUGUUCAACGCUAGCCAAAAUGAAUCCUCCGUGUGCCAGGUGUAAAAAGACUGUUUACCCAACAGAAAAGCUAAGCUGCUUGGACAAAACAUGGCACAAAGGCUGUUUUACAUGCGAAACUUGCAACAUGAAGCUAACUAUGAAGAAUUACAAAGGCUAUAACAAGUUGCCCUACUGUCAAGUGCAUUAUCCGACAACGAAGUUCACUGCUGUUGCUGAUACGCCAGAAAAUCGUAGAUUAGCCAAAAAUACACAACAACAAAGCAAUAUAGUGUACCACAAGGAUUUUGAAAGUGAGAGAGGAAAGUAUACUGUUGUUGAAGAAGACCCAGAAAUUGCUAGAUUGAAAAAGAACACACAACAAACCAGUGAUCUGGCAUACAAGGGCCAGUUUAAGCAAGAUGCGCCAGAUCAACCUUACAGGCCUCAGGUUCCUCAACAGCAGCAACCUCCACCAGCUCAUGUAGCUGCUGCCCCUCCCGUUGCUGCCCCUCCUGCAGCUGCACCAGCCCCACCACCAUCAGGACCAAAGUAUGUGGCAAUCUACGAUUAUUCUGCAGCUGAUGAUGAUGAGAUUUCGUUUCAAGAAGGUGAUGCUAUUGUAGAUGUAGAACGCAUAGACGAGGGUUGGAUGACAGGUCGUGUAGAACGCACUGGAGAACAUGGAAUGCUUCCAGCAAAUUAUGUCGAACAAGUGUAAGAUUUACUGAGUAAUAUCAUUCAAAUUAAGCCCGGUAACGCUUGCAAACUAACUCUCAGGCUUGGCAUAAUCUCCCCGUUAACCAGCAUGGUAGAUUUCAUGGCCUAACUCGUAUACCAAAAUCACGAAGUACCCUUGAAAGCAAUUGUUGUUAAGUAAGAAUAUUCCCACUUUUCUUAUUUUUGUGUUGAAGAAUCUAAUUAGCAUUUUUGUUUUCUGAAUCAGAAGUGUUGUGCAACAAAGAUGGGGUACUUUGGUUAUGCACCUAGAUACGAUUGGAUUUCAGAUAGCAAUAUAUAUGCAAACACGCCCUCUUUUUUGUUACUUGCAUGUUAGGUCCGUUUUGUAAUCACAUAAUUGCUUGCAGUAUUUUUAUAAUUAUAUAUGGAAUUUUGCAAAGCUAUGAUUUUGUCGAUAUGGUAGAUAUAUAUUGCAGGGAAGUCGCAGUUUAUUUCUUGACGUAUGCAUAUUACUGAAUUUCAAAGAUAUUAAGUUCAAAAAGA
Messenger RNA from Rhopilema esculentum, 1234 nucleotides. RefSeq names its product LIM and SH3 domain protein 1. Gene Ontology annotation, cellular component: focal adhesion. Lineage: Eukaryota; Metazoa; Cnidaria; Scyphozoa; Rhizostomeae; Rhizostomatidae. Gene Ontology annotation, molecular function: actin filament binding. The record is from RefSeq and is a predicted model, not a curated record.